Messenger RNA from Megalops cyprinoides (Indo-Pacific tarpon), 2444 nucleotides. RefSeq names its product ezrin b (gene ezrb). Gene Ontology annotation, cellular component: cytoskeleton; apical part of cell; microvillus. Gene Ontology annotation, molecular function: cell adhesion molecule binding; actin binding. The transcript is spliced from 14 exons. Gene Ontology annotation, biological process: regulation of organelle assembly; positive regulation of protein localization to early endosome; positive regulation of early endosome to late endosome transport. The record is from RefSeq and is a predicted model, not a curated record. Lineage: Eukaryota; Metazoa; Chordata; Actinopteri; Elopiformes; Megalopidae. The coding region runs from base 204 to 1958 and encodes 584 amino acids.
AAACCGAAUCAGAAGGUCAGCCAUAUUGCCGCGCUUUACUGACUUGAACUGAGACAGGGGAGUUUCCGCGGCUGCUGAUCAGACACCGAGGCUGCUAAAAUCACACCUGUCCUGAGGAACUGCACUGGGGAAACGUCAGUCUGCCCGAAGUAUCGGAGGCCGGUUUUUCAGAUCUUUGCUGAGACGUUGAAAGCAGACUCAAAAUGCCCAAACCAGUCAAUGUUCGCGUCACCACCAUGGACGCUGAGCUGGAGUUUGCAGUCCAGCCCAGUACCACUGGCAAGCAGCUCUUUGACCAGGUUGUUAAGACCAUCGGCCUGCGUGAGGUGUGGUACUUCGGCCUGCAGUAUGUGGACAGCAAAGGAUACCUUACCUGGCUGAAGCUUGAUAAGAAGGUGUCGUCCCAGGACGUGAAGAAGGAGAACCCCCUGCAAUUCAAAUUCCGGGCCAAGUUCUUCCCCGAGGACGUGUCGGAGGAGCUUAUCCAGGACAUCACGCAGAAGCUCUUCUUCCUGCAGGUGAAGGAGAGCAUCCUGAGUGAUGAGGUGUACUGCCCGCCCGAGACUGCCGUGCUGCUCGCCUCCUACUCCGUGCAGGCCAAGUUCGGCGACUUCUCCAAGGACGUCCACCGCGCCGGAUACCUGACCUCCGACCGCCUGCUGCCCCAACGUGUUCUGGAGCAGCACAAGCUGUCCCGGGAGCAGUGGGAGGAACGCAUCCAGGUGUGGCACGAAGAGCACCGUGGAAUGCUCAAAGAGGACGCCAUGCUGGAGUACCUGAAGAUCGCGCAGGAUCUGGAGAUGUACGGCGUCAACUACUUCGACAUCAAGAACAAGAAGGGAACAGACCUGUGGCUGGGCGUGGACGCCCUGGGACUCAACAUCUACGAGAAGGAAGACAAGCUGACCCCAAAGAUAGGAUUCCCCUGGAGUGAAAUCAGAAACAUUUCCUUCAAUGACAAAAAGUUUAUCAUCAAACCCAUUGACAAGAAGGCUCCAGACUUUGUGUUCUACGCCCCUCGCCUGCGCAUCAAUAAGCGCAUUCUGCAGCUGUGCAUGGGGAACCACGAGCUGUACAUGCGACGCCGCAAGCCCGACACCAUCGAGGUGCAGCAGAUGAAGGCGCAGGCCCGCGAGGAGAAGCACCAGAAGCAGAUGGAGAGAGCUCAGCUGGAGAACGAGAAGAAGAAGAGGGAGGCCAUUGAAAAGGAGAAGGAGCAGAUGGAGAGAGAGAAGCAGGAGCUGAUGAUGAGGCUCUACCAGUUCGAGGAGAAGACCAAGAAAGCGGAGAAAGACCUGCAGGAGCAGAUGAUGCGGGCCAUGCAGCUGGAGCAGGAGCGCCGGAGGGCAGAGGAGGAGGCGGCCCGUCUGGAGGCCGAGCGCCAGUCCGCCCUGAUGGCCAAAGAGGAGCUGGCGCGGCAGGCAGAGGAUCAGCUCAAGAGCCAGGAGCAGCUGGCCGCCGAGCUGGCAGAGCACACUGCCAAGAUUGCCCUGCUGGAGGAGGCUAAGAGGCGCAAGGAAGAAGAGGCCGACACGUGGCAGCACAGGGCCCAGGAAGCCCAGGAUGACCUGAUGAGGACCAAGGAGGAGCUGCACAUGGUGAUGACAGCCCCGCCCCCUCCUCCCCCGCCCCCCGUCUACGAGCACGUGGACGAGAACGAGCAGGACGACAGCGAGGAGAACAACAGCACCUACAGCGCCGACCUGCAGAACGAGGGCAUCAACGACCACCGCAACGAGGAGGAGCGCCUCACGGAGGCGGAGAAGAACGAGCGCGUGCAGAAGCAGCUGAUGGCGCUGAGCUCGGAGCUGGCCCAGGCCCGCGACGACAGCAAGAAGACCCAGAACGACCUGCUCCACACGGAGAACGUGCGUGCCGGCCGCGACAAGUACAAGACACUGCGGCAGAUCCGGCAGGGUAACACCAAGCAGAGGAUCGACGAGUUCGAGGCCUUGUAAUGGCGAGCGUGGCAAAGCCGGGGGGCCCCGCCCACCACAUCCCUUUUUUUUGAGUGGUCACUGCAGAAACGUCCACCAGUCCCCUCCCCCGCCCACCUCCUUGGCCCCACCCCCCCCUAGUCACAACCACUAUUCCAUUCAGAGAACCAGUUCCGCACAAGGCUCUGGCAGCGUGUAAGGGCUUUACAUUUAUGGAGGAAAUAUCUACCAUUCCAGUGCCAAAAAAAAAACACUUUUCUUUUCUUUUUUUUUGAGCAUAUAAGUGAAUCAUAGUGCUGUUUUUGAUUGUAUGUGAUUUGAGAAGGUCAGGCGGAAUUGCUGUUUUUAACUAUAGGUGUGGUGAGUUAGAGGGACAUUUGUGUAGACAAAUAGUAUGCCAUAAGAUGUAGGGAUGUUCAAUUGCUGACAAGAACAUCACUUUUCUAUAUUUAUUAUUUUUGCGUAUGUUGGAAAAAAACAGGCAAUUUUCUUUUUUUUUCUCUGUAG